AUGAGUUACGAAGACCACGACAAGUCGAAUCAACAUUUGAAAUUCGAGGAUGAUCAUUUUCCGGCGUAUUUUCGCCUUUUGAAAUGGAAAUUCUUGGACAUUUGCAUUGCAAGUAUGGAAAAAGGGGCAUUCGGUUACUUCAAACUGUUUCAAUCGUUGUUUCCCGAGAAGAAAUUGGCGGAGGCGGUUGAGAAAAUGACCGAGGAGAUGCCCUCCUUCACGACGGACCCGGAUUUUAAGAAAUUGAGAGCCAGCAAAGUCGAUGAGAAAGCGCAACGACAGGCGGAGACUUAUCUCAAAAUGCGACAUGAGCAUAAGUACAAAGUUCAGAGGAGAAGAUACGCUGAAUACUUCUUGAAGAAUGUUCUCUUCAACGAGGAAGGUCUUCGAAUUGCCGAUCGAUUGAUGUAUGAGAACUGCAAGCAAGUAUAUGGAACAUCCCAUUGGAGAGAUCUUCCAACGAACUGGGUGACUCAUGAAACAUUCAAAGAGAAGUUUUACGAGGAGAAAGAGUUGAAAAACGAUAGAUUCGGAAUGCAGAAAUUGGAUCGAAUCGCCGGAUCGGCACGUGGAAUGAUCAUUAUGAAACACUUUGGGAAUAAUCCUCAUUGCACAAAGGAAUACGAAACUCUCGCACAGGAAGUGAAUGACAAUGAGAAUAUGGUUCAUACGGAUCUUGUGAAGGAGAUGCUUGACGAGGGACCUGUCUUCGAAAUUGUCAAAGAUAAGAAUGGAGAGGAACAAAGGCAGAGAGCUGUCAAGUGGAGCAUUCAUAAAACCCUGAUUCUCUUCUUGACGAUUCCCGGAUUCGACAUGACACACCGUAAACCAGAAGACCGUGAUGAAUGGUACUACGGACUGCUCGACGCGAUGAGACACGAUGCAGCCAACCGAUCGGCUCUUCACUUUUUGAAUAGCAAAUAUUCAGAGGAACUUGAGGAGCGUGACAAGGAAAGAGAUCGUCUUCGUCUCCAAGUGCUCAAAGGACAACAAGUCAAUGAGGAAGCUGUUGGAGAGCAAAUAUUCCAAACAAUUCGACCACAACCAAAGGAUAAUGGAUUCAAUCCAUCACUCGAAGCGGGCGAACUGGUUCUCCGUACUUAUCAAGAGGAACUCGUCCAGACGGCUCUCGAAGGAAAAAAACUGUGUAAUCAUUGCUCCGACUGGCUCAGGAAAAACGGAAGUGGCCAUUUAUGCGGCGAUGAAGCAUAUCUCGAGAAGAGAAGCGUUGUCCUCGUCGUCCCGAAAAUUCCGCUCGUCACUCAGCAAAAAGAGCGUUUCUUGAAAUAUUGUAAUGGAAAAUAUGUGGUCAAUGGAUUCCAUGGAUCAGAGAAAAGUGAUAGUGGAGAGGGAAGACGGGAUGAUGUACUCGCAUCACAUAUUGUCGUUAUGACACCACAGAUUUUGAUCAACAUGCUGCAAUCUGUCCGCCGUAACGAACGUCUCUACGUGAGUGACUUCUCAAUGAUGAUUUUCGACGAAGUUCACUAUACAACUGGAAAUCACGCAUACGUGAAUCUCAACCGUAUCGUCCAAGAAUGGGAAUACGAUAAGCCACAAAUCAUCGGUCUGACGGCUUCAUUGAAUGUGAAUGCAUCGCAACAAACGGAUAUUAAUUCAAUGUUGAAUGGUAUCUACAGUAUGCUUGCUCUGUUGAAUGCACCACAUUUGAGUACGAUCACUCAUCAGUCGAGUAUUGAUGAACUCAAUAAAUAUGUCUCGAAACCGGAUGAUACUAUCGAAGUGGUGCAACCGGGUGAAAAUGUGCUCCGCUCACACAUCGAUAACUAUCUGAAUACGAAACACUAUAAACUGGUCGCGGAGCUGGAGAAACUGUCGAAAUCUCGUCACAACUGCUUCCCGGCCGGCUCAUUCCGUAGUUUUAAGAAUGCGAAACCGAAGGAAUUCAUGCUUUACGAGUCACUUGUGCAGAGUCUCAUUCAGGAUUUGAACAAGUUGAACACGCCGGAUAAAAUGGUCGCACAGAAGUGGACUAAGUAUAUUAGGGUGUACAUCGAAGCUCGCGGAAUCGUCGAUGUGAUGCCAGCAAUGGUCGCCUUCAACUUCAUGGAAGAGUCGAUUCGACAGCUGAAUAGUGAGCACACAUUGGAUCAAUUCAGUGAUUUCCUCACUGACAAAGUCUACGACCCACUGAAACAACGAUCCGAAGGAGUUGAGCCGGAAAUUGUGAAAAAAUUAAAGACAACUUUGGUAAACCAAUUCAAAGAGCAACCCGACUCGCGUGUCAUCAUCUUCGUCACCCAACGAAACACGGCUCAACGCGUCAGCGAGUUCCUUAAUGAAUCUGGAAUUCUGGAGCAAUUUUUGAACACAACGACACGUCAGAAGACAGUCGGCUACGUACUGGGAACCAAUAAUACAGGAUCCGUGCAGCAAAGUCCACAGGAGCAACAACGAGUCCUCGAGCAGUUUAAUAGUGGAAAACUGAAAGUGAUUGUGGCGACGUCGGUGGUGGAAGAGGGUCUCGACGUGACUUCGUGUAACCUAAUUAUCAAAUAUAAUUGCUCAUCGGCGUCGGCGAUUCAAUUAGUGCAAAGAAGAGGACGUGCGCGUGCGAAGAACUCGAGAUCGGUGCUGCUCGCGGUGCACUCGCGAGUUCAAAAUGAUGAGAGCAAUGCGAUGCUCUCCGAGAAAUUUAUGAGACAAUGUGUCAAAAUUAUUGAGCAGAAUGGAAAUAAGAUGUUGGAGAAGGAAGUGCACAAGGCUACGGUGGACAUUCAGAGACAACGAGCCGCGGAGGCGGCAGAGUUGAAACAACAAAUGGAACGAAACGGACGGAAUAUCUUCACAGUGAACUGUGCGCAGUGUCAGUGGACGUUCUGUAAAAGUACGGAUAUUAAGAAGGUGUCAUCGAAUUAUAUGGCAUUCCAUCCGAUGGUUUGGGAUAAUGUCUCCGUUGAGUCGCAAAAGAAAGCACCUUCAUACCGUAACGAAGACACUCAACCUCUCAGUAUUCUGAAGUGUCACAAAUGUCAACAUCUCGUUGGAAAAGCGUACAAAAUGAGAGGAGUCUACUUGCCCCAAUUCGCCGUCAAAAACGUCAAUUUCGUGGCACAAAACAACGACAACGGAACGGCGACGAAAGCGCAUUGGUCCGGCGUCCAGGAUGAGUUGUUCUUCAUCGGCGAGGCGACUCAACACGAUUUUGAAAUCAUGCUGAACGCUCUCGGCAACACUGAGGCGAAUAUGGACAAGAAGCGAAUUCUCGACUUGGAUUCGAAGCAACUUAUGAAACUUGUCGAGUCGAAGAGAUUCCUUGCAAUGAAAGAGAAGAAAGAGCAGGAGGCACGAAUGAAGAGAGCUGAGGAUGAGGAAAACGGAGUGGUGCCAACUAACGGAUCAACCGAAUUCAGUGAGGACGAGGAUUGA
Molecule: messenger RNA, 3390 nt
Organism: Caenorhabditis remanei
Lineage: Eukaryota; Metazoa; Nematoda; Chromadorea; Rhabditida; Rhabditidae
Exons: 16
Coding region: 1-3390 (1129 amino acids)
Cellular component (GO): cytoplasm
Molecular function (GO): nucleic acid binding; ATP binding
Source: RefSeq, a predicted model, not a curated record